UUCCCUUCCUGCUCCUCCGUUAGCAAUCAGACGGCUACUACCUGUUAGCUGCCCCAGUCUGCUUUAAGCAAGCGGACGAACAGGCGAGUGGCAUUAUUUGCAAGCGGUUUUGCACUCAUCAGUCUGUAUAUAUCUGAAAAUACUGCUUCAGGAUUCUUCCGUGAUAUCGAGUUGCCAUUUUCUUCGAGACAGUCCAAGAUAAAUCUUUACCUAAAGCUUAAACCCCCGGUUAGCUACAAAUCUGCAGGAGACGGUGAUGGUUGUAUUUGUCGUAAGGAAGAAAUAGUUUCAAACUAAAACACAGUUAGUGUUGGUAACAGUGUUUAGACCAAUCAGUUCUGGAGCGAGGAGCAGAGUGGGUAUAAAUCUGAGGUGGUUGCCGUAGAGACGUCUGCCACUGAAGAGUUGAACGCAAGAGCCUGUGAUAUCUCGUAAGGAAAACGUGUGAUGAGCUCAAAGUCGCAGCAAGGCAUACUCCAGCCGGUAUCCCCCUUCAUGACCUUUGGAGAAUACAGAAUACAAUGUCUGACGUGAAAGUCACUGUGAGUGGAAAUCCACCUCCCCCGGAGGUCAUAAAUCCCACGAAGCCUGGACGUGUGACCAAUCAGCUACGGUAUCUGGAGAACGUGGUGAUCAAAGCUUUAUUGAACCAUCAGUAUUCGUGGCCUUUUCAGCAGCCAGUUGAUGCAGUGGCGCUGCAUCUCCCAGAUUAUUAUACAAUUAUCACAAAUCCUAUGGAUCUGGGCACUAUUAAGACGCGUCUUCAGAGCAGAUAUUACUGGCAAGCAUCUGAAUGUAUAGAAGACAUCAACGCUAUGUUCAACAACUGCUAUGUGUACAAUCGGCCUGGAGAUGACAUUGUUCUUAUGGCACGGACCCUCCAAAACAUUUUUUCGCAGAAAUUGUUAAAAAUGCCUAAGGAAGAGUCCGUCACAGCAGUCACUACAAAGGAACCAGUGAAAGGGAAAAAGACAAAUGCAGGUGCAUUCAAGCAGCAAUCUCUGUCAGAAGUUGUUCUGCAGCAGACAUUGACAGUCAUUCCUCUUGAUGCGCCUCCAUUCGACCCACCCCUCCAGCUCUCUGUACAGUCUGAUGCAGCAAUUAAAAAGGCUUUUAAGAGGAAAGCAGACACAGCAAACCACACCACCAACAGUGAGCCUUCACCUACUGAGGAGCAUUCAACACCUUGUACAUUGUUGGCCCGUAGAGGCAGCGGAAGGCCCAUCAAACCUCCUAAGAAAGACUUGCCUGUCUCUGAGGGCAGCAGAGCCAGAUUGUCUGAGCAGCUUAGGUUCUGCAAUGAUAUCCUGAAGGAGAUGCUCUCAAAGAGGCACUGUGCAUAUGCGUGGCCCUUUUAUACACCAGUUGAUGCGGUGACUUUGGGCUUGCACGACUACCACGACAUCAUAAAACAACCUAUGGACCUGAGCACCAUCAAGAAAAAAAUGAAUUACGGAGAGUAUGCAAACGCAAAAGAAUUUGCUGCUGAUGUGCGACUGAUGUUCUCCAACUGUUACAAAUACAAUCCACCUUCAAAUGAAGUGGUUUACAUGGCAAGAAAGCUGCAGGACGUUUUUGAGGCCCGUUUUCUGAAGGUUCCCCAAGAAUUGGAGAGUUGUUCAGUAUCUCAUCAGCUCGUUGACAAGGGAAAAGGAAGCAGAGUUGGAAGUUUGUCAACCUCGGAAAGUUCUGACAGUGAAAGCUCCUCAGAGGCAGAGAGUCCAUCAGAGGAGGUGGCUACGCAGCUGGCCAGUCUAGAGGAGCGGUUGAAAGUUAUGAGUGAUCAGCUGAAGAGACUUAGCCAAGAGCCUCUGUUGAAACCAAAGAGGAGAGAGAAGUUGAAAAAGGAAAAACGAUUGAAAGAAAAGGAUAUUGCACGACUGAAGCGUAAAUCUUCGAAAUACAAAUCUAUUGUAGAAAAAAUUGCUAACAGCAAGAGCUCUUCUUUGAUUGGCAGUGGCGCUAGGUAUGAUUGUGGAGAACCCAUACCUUGUGAGGAGAAGGUGCCACCAUUCUCCUACCAGGAGAAGAAGCAGUUGAAGCUGGACAUCCACAAGCUGCCUGGAGACAAACUGGGCAAGGUGGUGAACAUCAUUCACACUAGAGAAUCUUAUCUGCGAGACUCCACUCUUGAGGAGCUUGAGGUUGAUUUUGGAGUGCUCAAGCCUUCCACACUGAGAGCCCUGCAGAGCUUUGUUGCCGUGUGUCUGAGAAAAAACAAGAAGACUGCAACAAAAACAAAACUGGAACCCACGGGAGGAAUGAAAACUGGGAAGCUAAAGGAUGAUGGGAAAUCUCCGGCUGUAAGCAAAGAACAGCACCCAAUUAGGAAUAAAAAGCCAUUAGUUGCCUCUCCUGAUUUCAGCUGCCCAUCACGCCUCAACGAUAGCAGCAGCAGCAGCUUCUCAUCCUGCAGCUGUAGCAGCAGCAGCAGCAGUAGUCAAACUAGCACUUCUGAUAGCAGUGCCUCUGAAUCAGUGUCAAAAACUAAGAAGCGGAAGUCUAAAUCCAAAGAUGCUUGCCAAAAGAUUAACAAAAAAGUACCGGCAAAGGUGGCACGUGCUACAGUUAAAAAGCAGAUGUCAGUGACCAAAGAUUUGACACACCACUCUGUCAAGACUUGUCAGCUUCCUCCUCCUGUUCAGUCCUUAGUAUCAGAGAGCAAUGGCCAGCCAACACACUGCAAUGCGGACCAGAGCUGUGACGGGCUGACUUUAUCACCUCCAGAUUUGUCUGCCCUUUUAUCUCCCAUGACAUCUCCUGGAGUCUCACCAGACUGGGCUGCUGCCAGAUUUGAGCAGCAUCCAGUGCUGUCCCCUCUCAAAGACAGUCCACUGCCGUCCAAAGAUGAGCCAAGGCCCGAUUUCAGAGGCCCUGAGGAUUUAAGUGACAGUCCAGUCACUAAUGCGCCUUCUGCCUGUACUGCUGAAGAGGAAAAACCACAAAUUCCCAAAAAGGACAUCGUGCUGAAAAACGUAGAGUCUUGGGCGAGACUGGUGAGGGAGUCAGUCACUCCAGCUGCAAUCAAGUCUUCAAAAGAGAGCUUCCAGAAGUUCUGUGAGGCUGCCAUAAAAAAGGAAAAACGUGAAAAGGCACUGAAGAAGAAACCAACAGAUGAGAACAAGGAGAGGCAGACUCCUGAAAAGAGCAGCCGAGCCAGCCUGUAUAAAGUAGAACAAAAUCUACUGCCUGUUAAAGAAGAUCCUGAAGGUGUUUGCACAGAAGCUGCCUCCGAUGCUCCCAAACAUGUCCAUCAGCAAAAAUCUCCAAAUGAAAAUCAACCUCCAAGCAUACAGUCCCCCGUGGACAGGGAAAGAGAGAUGGCUCGCAGAAGGGAGCAAGAACGUCGUAGGCGAGAGGCUAUGUGUGGUAUUGACAUGACUAUGCAGCGGGACAUCAUGACUACGUUUGAGCUUUACCUGGAGUAAAAGUCAGCUGAGAUGUAUCAGGGCAGUGACUCUUGCUUGACAUCUCUAUGAACAACCUGAGCUGUUGUGAGCACAAAACAACCUCAUGUUUGCUCUACAACAAAACAAUAAAAUGAAUGUUUCAUUGUGAAGGGGGGGGGGGG
This is a messenger RNA of Acanthochromis polyacanthus (spiny chromis), 3571 nucleotides long. It is a transcript of the gene brdt, whose product is annotated as bromodomain, testis-specific. Bases 522 to 3428 code for a protein of 968 amino acids. Gene Ontology annotation, cellular component: chromatin; nucleus. Gene Ontology annotation, biological process: positive regulation of transcription elongation by RNA polymerase II; chromatin remodeling. The transcript is spliced from 20 exons. Lineage: Eukaryota; Metazoa; Chordata; Actinopteri; Pomacentridae. The record is from RefSeq and is a predicted model, not a curated record.